UCCCUCCCUCCCUCCCUCCGCCCACGACUCGUCGUACACCCGGUCUUCCUCCUCCCCCCUCUCCGUUCCCCACUUCCCCUCCCCCUUCCCCGAUCGCACAGCGCCCGCGAAACCCUAGCGGGCGAAAUCCCUCCCCCCCGCCCCGAAGGUUUCCGAUCGCGAGGGCCGCAUUCCGGCGGGAGGAGGAGGAGGAGAUGGCGACGUCCCGCAAGCUGGCCCGCGUCGACAUCGCCGAGCUGAAGCAGCGGCUGGUGAAGCGGCUGGGGCGGCAGCGCGCCGGGCAGUACUUCGCGCACCUCACCAGGCUGCUGAAUCUGAAGCUCACCAAGGUGGAGUUCGACAAGCUCUGCUACGCCACCAUCGGGAGGGAAAACAUCGCUCUGCACAACGCCCUGAUUAGGGGGAUCAUCAGCAAUGCGCUGUCCGGGGUGCCCCCGCCCAGCCGCCAGGCGGUGACGGGGCAGUCCGGGACGACCACGGCUCCCAGCGGGCAGUGCGUCGGCAUCGCGCUACAGAGCGCCCGAAAUGUAGGGGCCGUGGUGGAUUCGGGCGAUGGGGACUUUGCGAGGGAACGGGCGGUUGCCGGCAAGGUGUUGUCGGUGGAGGAUGGGGAGGAGGUGGAGCAGGUUAGGUCUGCUCCAUGUGUGCAGAGCCGAAGCCCGAUAACUGCCCCAUUGGGGAUUUCGACUACGCCAACCUAUGGUGCAAGGACAUGGAGGUUGGAUGAUCCAAUGGUGUCGUGUUACGAUUCCCACCAUCUGCUGGACACUGGUUCUCUGUUCAAGGGUUUGCAGCGUCGGUUGGAGAGUGAUGGCAUUGGAGUGUCGGUGCAGGGUGUUGAAGUUUUAAAUCGUGGAUUAGAUGAGUUUUUGCGGAGGUUGAUUAAACCAUGCAUGGAAUUGUCCAGGUCAAGGUCCAGCGGUAGAAGAGUUACCAAAGGCAAUGCUAUGUUUGCAGCUAGGAUGAAUGGCUUGCAACAAGCCAAUCAUGGUCAUUGUACAACACUACAAGAUUUUGCUGUCGCUAUGGAAUCUGAUCCACAUUUGCUUGGGACCAAUUGGCCUACACAGCUUGAAAAGAUACAGGCAACGUCGUUUGGUGAAUGAGCCCGAUUGCCCUGUUUUUGAUAAACCUUCAAAAAGAGGCGUGGUCUGUUGAAAAAUACUGUCACUGAAGUAAAUGGAGCUAUGGAGCACCAGAUGCAAAUCUCAGGGCUGCUUCACUCAUGAGCAAGCAAAGCUGAAACAAGUGACCAAUUGGAGCUGUGAUGGACAGAUGUCAUGAGUUCUUCCUUGAGAAUUGAUGGCAGUUGGUAUAAACGAGAGAAUCGAUAGUGCUGGUUGAUGUCGUGGGACAAAUUGAGCAACUUGUCGAUAAACACUUAUAGGCUUGGCAUGUAACACAUGGCAUUCUGAUAGUGCUUCUAGGGUUUCUCCGUGAUGUUGUAAUAGAGCAUAGUUUUCCUUGUUUCAGAUUGAGUUGCUAUAUUUUUUUGCAGUGACCAUAAGAGUGAUAUAUUUUCAUUGCUCCUGUACAUUGUAUUCAGAUUAUGGCAACUAUUGCUUGUAAUCAGGGUGCAAGUUUUUAGCCUAUUGAAUAAAUAUAUAAACUUCUUUUGGUCUUCAA
Molecule: messenger RNA, 1626 nt
Organism: Oryza sativa Japonica Group (Japanese rice)
Lineage: Eukaryota; Viridiplantae; Streptophyta; Magnoliopsida; Poales; Poaceae
Biological process (GO): regulation of transcription by RNA polymerase II
Cellular component (GO): SAGA complex
Molecular function (GO): transcription coactivator activity
Source: RefSeq, a predicted model, not a curated record